AUGAAGUCUCUCAGCUCUGAUCCUGCCCCUAGUGGCGUGUCACCCGGCAAAGAAAACGUGGACUCCAAAUGGCCCAUCAAGGGGAAAGGCCUUGGCGACAUACUCUCGCGGGUCCCGGAUCCCAUCUCUCCGUCAACAAAAGAGAAUGGCGCCAAGGACUGGGCCAAGGGUAUGUUUGACGACAAGCAAGAAAUAUCUGAGGCCUUACUGUCCGAGGGCUUCACUUUCCCACCCAGAGCACCACAUCGCCCUGGCCAGUUCUCCGAUAUUCCUCGGCCUGGCCUCUUCAAGGAGCCCCUUGACCGUCGGCCUCCAGUGUCAUGCCAGACUCCUGCUGGUCCAUCUGCAAAGCAUAAUAAUAGUGAGCAAGUGGCGAGAGCUUCCCCUUUGGACUUACCGGAGCUCUGUCUUCCAGGCAAAUCAGGCAACAAAGACAGCGCUCAGCAGCAGAAAGGCGAUGCAGAGGACUCUAAGAAGCAUCAGCUUAAGUCCAAGUUUUUCUCGCCCUCUAGUGGAACCAUUUCCACAGACUUGCCGUGCCCUCAGAGCUGCUCGCCAAAGGAUGCUGGAGAGACGGCUCAAGUGACCAAGCUGUUGUCGCCGCCAAACCUCACUUCUUCGCCGGCGCAGAUACAACGUAGUGGUUUGCUUACGACCGUCAAUCACAAAGCAGCUCCCUGUAAACCAGUUGACGCCGUUGAUGUGCCACGGCACCGGUCUCAUAUCAAGAAGAUGAGCUCCAACCCUCGGCGCCAAUCAACCCCCAGCGUCUGCGGCGAUCUCGAGCUUCCCACCUACUACAGCCCUGCAAAAACCCGUCAUCGUCACAAGCACCAUACAAACAGGCCGAUGAUAUAUGGCUCUACGAAAGGUCAUGAGCAUCCAUCUCGACAGAGAUCCUCUUCCAUUGCAAGCAGCAACAUCUCCAAGAAGAGGUCGCGAGCUCAGAAUCUAUACGCAUCGUCCAAUUCAGAUAGGAAAUUAUUGGCAAUGGAGCAAGCCGCCAUCCAUUGGAACGAAUGCGUUCAGAUCUCAGCUGAGGAGUCCUCAGCUGCCCGUCGAGAGGCUCAGAGGCUCCGAGAGGAGAUCCACCACCAAGAGUCUGAGCUUGAAAAAGCCCGAGAGAUGUUAAACCAGAAAGACGCCAAGCUAUCCGAGAUUGAGAAGCUUUACACGACGUUGCUUGAAAAGGAUACCCGAGUACAAGGAGACAACAAGACCCUAAGCGUGGAGCUCACGACUCUACGGCAGCAACUGUCCGAGGAGAAGAAGCAAAGGGAGCUUGUCGAUGACAGACAUCGGGCUUGUCGAGACAAGCUCAAUGAGGCCAUCAUGGAACAACAAGAGCUGUUUGUACGCUCACGUGCUUUUUAUGAAGAGAUGAUGGACGAGCUUCGGAAAGAAAACGCGCGCAAAACGCUAGACUCGGACGCUGUCGACAAGGCUUUGGAGAGCAGCCGUCAGAAGAGAGACGAGAUGAAGAGGUGCUUGGAAGAGUACCGCAUGCAGAUGGAAGAAGCUAUUCAGCAGAAGAACCAAGCCGUAUCGGAGCUUAAAGAGAAGCUAUCCCUCCAGGAAGUUCUACUGGCUCAAGAAAAGCUCUUUGCCGAUCAUAUUCAUACUCAGACUGAAGAGCAGAGUAUGACAUAUCAGUGCGUACGGACGCUGGAGGCCAAAGUGAACGCUUUGAUAGCACAUCAGGCGGAACAAGACGAGCAACGCCACUCGGAUGCUCAACAGAACACACAAGUGAUGAAAAUGCUAAGUUUGAAACUGGAUUCCCUGGUCGCUGGCGGCAACGUAGUCGUAUCCAAUAUGCUGUCAAGGGAUGACCUGGAACUCCAGCUCGCUGCUGCUGAAAAGAAUAUCUUUCAAAGAUUGUCGCCAGCCAUUCAUUCCCUGGAGAAUGGGCAGCUUGGCAUGACAACCGCAGUGUCGCAUCUGGAAGCAUCAAUUGGACGAGAUCUCGACCUUUUCAAAGGCGAGGCAAUCCAGCUGAUAGAUGCUUGCAAAGAAAGUAAAGAGGGAAGCAAUCAGCAAGUCGAAGAACUCUUAAACCAUCUGCAGAAGCUGGAUCACUGUCUGAAGAGAACCGAGAGCUCGUGUGAAGAGAUGGGCCAGAAAUUUGACGUACUCGUGGGCAGCGAGCAAAGCAACCAGAGCGAGACAAGCAAUCUGUUACAGGGCCUCAUGAAGCAGCUUUCGGCUCGCGAGACCAAGUUUGACAGCCUGGAACGCCAGAUUCUGCAAGCAUAUGAGGGAUUCACAGCAAAGCUUGAGACAAUGAUCGCUGGAGCAAUCAGCGACAAAGGAGAAACGACAAGGUUUGUAAGGAACGCAGCAGCCGAGCUUCGUGCCACUCUAGAGAAAGGGUUUGGCCAGGAGAGGAACAGAACCUCGCAACUGCUUCAAGGGAACGAAGACAUUGUCAAGGUGUUGACGUCUCACAUCAAUGAACAGAAGAGGCUUGGCUCGCAGACUGAUCAUACCACUAACGAGUUGCAAGCGACCUUGCAAAGCGAGCGCGAGGCCGCCGCACAGCUGAGACGCCAGAUUCAGGGGCUUGAGCAGAAAGCUCAGGAGACGGAAGAGCUGCGCAAUCAAUGGCUCAAAGACGUCGAGACUGUUGGCGCCGUCCGAUCACAGCUUAAGGCUAUAGAGGAGCAAAUCCCACAGGUCGAGCAGUACGACAAAAAGCUGGAUCGAAUCGUGGAGAUUAGCAGAUCUAUUCAAUCGUCAGCAAGCUACCUGGCCACAGAAAGAGAAUGGGUUCAGGAAGAGCUUGAGGCCAUCAUGCCAAAGCCGGCCGCCUUGGAGCCCGCAACGUCCUCUGAGGCUACUGAAACACCGCUGGCACGUUCCGUUGAAGCCCACCUAGUGACAGAAGGUUCAUCAGUCAAAGAAGAUAUCAUCAACCGCAAAGUUACUGUCCACAGUCCCGAUCCAGGUGAGGGCUCCCCCUUACCUCCACCAACUGUGAUGCAGGAGCAGAAGCGCCGCCGCGAAAUUACUCAGCUCAGGUCGAUUCUCAAAACACAUGCCCUCUCUGGCGCAGUCGAAGCAGGCGACCUAGAGGGCCCUUCCGCUCGACCACAGGCCAAUCAUGGCAGGCCUAUGAACGGCUCUCUCAACAAGUCGACAUCUGCUUCGGCCAAGGACAUGGUCGCUGAGAUUCGCUCGAGGUUGCUCCGGCACGACUGGAGCUUUCCGACUGUGGCUGACUUCGAGCGGGACAUUCAGCUGGCAAGCAAGAAAAGACAAGCACCUCAGGACAGCCAAGAAGCUUUGGACUCUUUUGAUGCCAGCAACCGAGAUUUGAAAAAGGCCAGAACUGAGUGCCGUGUUGAGUAA
Molecule: messenger RNA, 3351 nt
Organism: Trichoderma citrinoviride
Lineage: Eukaryota; Fungi; Ascomycota; Sordariomycetes; Hypocreales; Hypocreaceae
Exons: 5
Coding region: 1-3351 (1116 amino acids)
Source: RefSeq, a predicted model, not a curated record